This is a messenger RNA of Dermacentor silvarum, 909 nucleotides long. Its product is annotated as membrane metallo-endopeptidase-like 1. Gene Ontology annotation, molecular function: metalloendopeptidase activity. Gene Ontology annotation, biological process: protein processing. The record is from RefSeq and is a predicted model, not a curated record. The transcript is spliced from 8 exons. Gene Ontology annotation, cellular component: plasma membrane. NCBI's taxonomy places the organism in Eukaryota, Metazoa, Arthropoda, Arachnida, Ixodida, Ixodidae. Bases 19 to 909 code for a protein of 296 amino acids.
CAGAUACCUCUGCUUCAAAUGCUAAACAAGGAAUUUUCAAAGUUGCACAUAACUUUAAAUGGAUCAGAGAGAGUGCUCGUCCGCACGUUGUCUUACUACGAGCAGCUAAACGAAUUUCUGCCUAAUGCGUCAUCUGCUGACCUAGAAAUGUUGUACAAUUGCGAACCCAUACACAGCCUAUAUCUCCUUCUUGAGCACGCGUCGAAAAAAAUCCGCGAAGGCUUCGCAACAACAGAGGACCACGAGUUCAAACCUGCAAGAGAUUGGGACGAAUGUUACAAGUUGCUGAGAGAAAAUAUGCGUGAGGUCAUGGAGUACGUCUACAUGAACUCCACAUACAGUCUUGAUGACCGGAAUGAGGUGUUGAAUAUGGCCGAAAGGAUUCGUGAGACAUUCAACGCAACAAUUGAAAAUGCCGAUUGGAUGAACAACGACAGCAAAGCUGCUCUGCAACAGAAGUUAAGUGACAUGGCUUUAGGAAUUGGAUGCCCGGAAUAUAUCUUGAACAUCACAUAUAUUGACCAUGUGUACAAACACGUACCCAGAUUCAGUCCCGAUACAUCUAUACUCGAAAUGAUGUACUUCCUUCACCAAAACAAGUACUUGAAGGAAUUGGCUUCGCUAAAGGGACCAAGGCUCAGCGACAGCUUGUUGCAAAGGUGGCAGAAAAGCGCCUUGGACGUGGGUUUCUUUUACUAUCGUCCGGAAAACCGAAUCGAAAUACCUUGGGCAAUGUUCUCUCCUCCAUUUUUCCAGCGAGGACUUCCUCGAUCCCUAAACUAUGGUGCCAUCGGCGGGCUUAUUGCUCACGAAAUGUUCCAUGCCUUCGACGCAAGCGGUGAGAAUAGGCUACUAUAUUAUAUGUUUAGGGUAGGGUACGGGGAUGACUCAUUCGGAGGCCAGUCAUGA